Aptenodytes forsteri (emperor penguin) is the source of this 1326-nucleotide messenger RNA. RefSeq names its product family with sequence similarity 188 member B2 (gene MINDY4B). The transcript has 12 exons. Gene Ontology annotation, molecular function: cysteine-type deubiquitinase activity; K48-linked deubiquitinase activity. The record is from RefSeq and is a predicted model, not a curated record. Bases 1 to 1326 code for a protein of 441 amino acids. Gene Ontology annotation, biological process: protein K48-linked deubiquitination. Lineage: Eukaryota; Metazoa; Chordata; Aves; Sphenisciformes; Spheniscidae.
AUGCCAUGGACAGAGCUAGAGGAGAUCGCCAGCAAAAUUUCAGAUCUAAACAAAUGGAGAGAAAUUUUUAGUUUCCAAGGUUUGGAAAUCAGCAGUACAACUCAUCAGCAGCGCCGGGUCAGCGCUGGCGAUGGAGCACCUGGAGCUGGAGAGCCCGUGGGGCCACAGCCUCCGGCACCUCACCCCCACUCCGCCAUCCCCAAGCCCCUCCUGCUCUCUCCAGACACGGGCGGCCGUCCCAUCUCCUUGGAAAUGGCAAUGGGUCUGCGAAAACUGCUAUUUGGAAAUGUGUUCAACCUCUUCAGCUCCGAAUGGGCAAAAGCGUACUUCAGGUUUCGCGAGCCAUACUCUGACCUGGCCUAUGCUUUGGAGGCAGAAAAGGGGGGAACAAGAGCCAUUCUGAUGGCUGUACAAGCGCACAUCAUUAAAUACCUGCUCUUCGUAAGAAACACGGAAUAUACUCACCUGGAAAGGCUGUGCAGGAUAAGCCGGCAGGAGCAAGGGGAGGCGCUGGCCGUGGCCCUGGCAGACACCCUGUGGGCAGCAGGAGGAGGUGUGAGAGCGGUUAUCUGCCUCGUCACCACAGACAUCCAUGUUAUGCCAAGCGGAGACUACAAAGCCGACAACUUCACAGAAAGAAUCCAGCUGUUUGAGUUCUCUGAGAAAGCAGCAGCUCAGGAAUUCAUCUUUGACCAUAUAAACUGUUUCAAAGGCGAAGGAAGUCAUGGAGUGAUCCUAUUUUUAUACAGUUUACUUUUCUCUAGGACACUUGAAAGGGUCCAAGAAGAUUUAGACUGCACAGCAACUCCUCUGUUAAAAUUCAGGUUUGGAAACAUCACCUGUACACAGGCCGUGCUCAGCCUCCUCCUAACGGGCCGAGCGAGCCCGCACGAGCUCGACGGUGGCCAGGAGCCAGGGCCUGGCGGCAGGGGCAUCGAGGCAUGGCGGCGGCGGGGCCCGGUGGGCUACCUGCACUGGGGCAGGUCGCAGGCGGAGCAGCAGGUGUGCCCCAGGCUGAGGACGCCCCAGCUGCCCAUCUGGCUGUGCAGCAUCACCGGGAGGCACGGAGUUCUCUUCGGCACCGACAGCCUGCUCCUCUCCGACUGGAAAACAGAGAGAGUCUUCCACCUGUACUUCUACAACGGGCAGCAGGAGCAGACAAAAACAGCCCAUCUAACGAUAGACACUCAUUCACAUCACUGGGAAGAAGACCAAAGUGAAGACCCAAGCAGCCCAGGGAAGAGGCAUCCGUCCGUGGAGAUGGCAAUCAGGACCAAGUGGGCAGGCGCGACUGUCAGCUGGAACGGGACAGACCCCUUCUUCUGA